Myxocyprinus asiaticus (Chinese sucker) is the source of this 3201-nucleotide messenger RNA. Its product is annotated as abl interactor 1. The transcript is spliced from 13 exons. Gene Ontology annotation, molecular function: SH3 domain binding. NCBI's taxonomy places the organism in Eukaryota, Metazoa, Chordata, Actinopteri, Cypriniformes, Catostomidae. Gene Ontology annotation, cellular component: lamellipodium; intracellular anatomical structure. Bases 142 to 1710 code for a protein of 522 amino acids. The record is from RefSeq and is a predicted model, not a curated record.
GAACAGGAGGAAGGUCUGCCGAGACAUGUAAGAUGGCAGAGCUGCAGAUGUUACUAGAGGAAGAAAUUCCCGCCGGUAAAGGAGCUCUCUUAGAGAGUUACCAGAACCUCACCAGGGUUGCGGACUAUUGUGAAAACAAUUAUGUUCAGGCAGUGUACAUCGAUGACUAUGAAGAUAAGAAAUGAUAACAAACAUCAGAAACGGUGGUGGCUCAUCUCAGUUUCUGUGGACAUGCUAGGCUUUGAUACAGAUUUGGCACAGGAUAAGAGGAAAGCCUUGGAGGAGACCAAAGCGUACACCACCCAGUCCCUGGCGAGCGUGGCCUAUCAGAUCAAUGCCUUAGCCAACAAUGUGCUGCAGCUGCUGGAUAUACAGGCCUCACAGCUGCGCAGGAUGGAGUCCUCCAUCAACCACAUAUCUCAGACGGUGGACAUCCAUAAGGAAAAGGUUGCCCGGCGAGAGAUUGGCAUCUUGACAACAAAUAAGAACACAUCAAGGACUCAUAAGAUCAUCGCUCCAGGAAACAUGGAGCGGCCGGUGAGAUACAUCAGGAAACCCAUCGACUUCACAGCACUGGAUGAUGUGGGCCAUGGAGUCAAGUGGCUUAAAGCCAAGCAACACGGCAACAAUCCAUCAAUCAGAGGAGGUACUCUUUCCAGGACCAACCCACCAACACAGAAACCCCCCAGCCCACCCCUAGCAGGACGAGGCACUCUUGGACGUAACACUCCUUAUAAAACACUUGAGCCGGUGAAACCUCCAACAGUUCCCAACGAUUACAUGACGAGUCCAGCUCGCUUGGGCAGCCAACACAGUCCUGGACGCACUGCAUCGCUCAACCAGAGACCGAGAACACACAGUGGCAGUAGUGGGGGUAGCGGCAGUCGAGAGAACAGUGGCAGCAGCAGUAUUGGCAUUCCCAUCGCUGUGCCAACUCCCUCCAUUCCCAACUCAGUCCCAGUCACACCCAUGUCAUGGGUCCCUCCCUUUGGAGCCCCUCCCCCUGCCCCUCCUCCUCCACCCCCCCUCCCUGGGCAGGGCCCACCAAUGCCAGCUGCUGUUUUAGCUGUGGCUCCAGGGCCGGGUCUCGGGCCCAUCCCCAUGUCGCAGUUCGGCACGAUAUCUCGGCAGAUAUCCCGACACAACUCCACCACCUCUUCCGCCUCCAUGGUUUCUGCCACGGGUACAUACAGACGAGCGCCAUCCGUCUCGUCCCAGUUCUCCCUGCAGCAGACGCAUGUUAACGGGGGAACAAAUGCAAUGUCUAUCGCACCCCCUCCUCCACCCAUGCCCCAGCUCACCCCACAGAUCCCACUCACAGGCUUUGUGGCCAGAGUUCAGGAGAACAUUGCAGAUACCCCGACUCCACCGCCUCCACCUCCCCCAGACGACAUGCCCAUGUUCGACGAGGCCCCGCCUCCACCCCCACCACCGCCAGCCGACUACGAAGAUGAAGAGGCAGCUGUAGUGCAAUACAGUGACCCCUACGUGGAUGGAGACCCACAGUGGGCCCCCAAGUCCUACAUUGAAAAAGUGGUGGCUAUCUAUGACUACACCAAGGAUAAGGAUGAUGAGUUGAGCUUCAUGGAAGGAGCCAUCAUCUACAUCGUCAAAAAGAAUGAUGAUGGAUGGUUCGAGGGUGUUUGCAACGGUGUCACAGGUCUGUUUCCAGGCAACUAUGUGGAGUCAAUCAUGCACUAUGCCGAUUGAAGGGACCAUACUUCAUAAUCUUAUCAAACAAAUACCCAAUCAGUCCAAUUUAGACCACAGUAUGAACCAGUUUAUAAGGAUGGCAGAAUGUUUGUUCCUGACAAAUGGCGAAUCUGUGACAUUAAAUAACAAAUUUUUUUACUUUAUUUUGUGGUGAUGGGUGGAUGUGGGGGAAAUUGGGGCAGACCAACAAUUCAAAGACCAGAGGAAGUCAAUGUACAUAAAAGGAAAGAGUGUAGUGAAUGUCAAUCACAGUAUCUUGAGCGGUCAAUACCACAAGUGAACAUGUAAAGUAGAUGAUUGUCUCUGCUUUUAUUAAAUGUCCAAAUAAAAUGUAUUUGAUUCCCUUUAGCUCCCCCCUCAAUGCACAUUUGUUUUUAAACAUUUUUUAAUCAAAUUCAUUUUAACGUUUUAUCACCAAAUCAUAAAUAUUUCGAAAUCUUGACGUAAAGCAUGCAUUCCAAAUCAAAAGAUAUGUAUUGUAACCUAAACGUUUAAUUCCAUUCUGCUUCCAUCGUUGUAUUAUUUGCAGUAAACUCGAUUUUUUUAGAGAUAUUUGUAGACUACUUAUUUUUAUGCUCACAUUUUUCGUUUUUAUUUGGGUAAUGAAUGCAAAGCACAGAUUAACAUUUAUUUUAUUUUUUAAAGACUGGACAAAAUCUCACCCUCCAUUUUAAUUAUGAAUUUGGUAACACUUUCAGAAAGGUUUAGUUGUUAACAUUAGUUUACACAUUCAAACUAACAGUCUCGGUUAAUGUUAAUUUAUAAAUAUAAUAUUGUUAGUUCAUAAUGAAUGUACUAAUGUUAGUCUAUGUUACAUGUAUAAAUAUGUAUAUAAAAAUUAACAUUAACCAUUGUUAAUGUUCAUUGUUAUUUCAUGUUGCGUUAACUAAUGUUAACAUGAACAACCUGAUUGUAAAGUGUUACCAUGAAUUAUUCGUUUUUUCCACAAAGACUACAUUAUUUUCUACAAUGAACAAACAUGAAUAUUUAAGAUAGCUUAAAUAUUUAGGCUGUAAAGUGUCUAAAGGUCUCUAAUCAGUACCAAUCACAAUUCAUACAAUGUUCUGGAUUUUUUUUGGGUGUGCCAUAGUUUGUAACUAGUAACUGCCGUGUUGUAUUUUACAGUAAAGAGACCAAUAUUACAGUUGGCGUAGCUCCUCUGUAUAGAACAACUGAAAGGUGUCAACUACAAUCUUAUUCUUAGAAAUGAACUGGUGUAGUUACCUAACUCAGAUCCUAGCUCACUGUCGGUGAGCACUGAUAGUGCUUUAGCAUUAUGAUUUCAUUAAACUACUUCUGACACUGCCAGUGAUUUCUGAAGUUUAAAGCUAAUGCCUUGAGAUUUUUCUUUUGUCAUACUGAAACUUUUGAAGUGUUCAAACUGAAUUCCAUCUGGAUCGAAGCUCACUUUGCUCGGAAUUUGUAUUUAUAAUAUGUUAAUUGAAAUGUAAUUGUACAGUCUUUUAUAAUAAAUCAUUCUAUGUAAAA